AUGGGGGUUGCCCAGCUGCACAUGGGCAUCAUUUCUUCCGCCAGUGAAAGUUUUUACAAACUGAUCGAAGUAACAAAGGAUCCCGCUGUGCAUUACGACAUUCAAAAAGCCUUCGUGAAAAUCUCAGUCGACGAAGGAGAACCCAUCGCAAACAUGUCAGAAAUGCUUUUGGACGAUCCUCUUGGGGGUAAACUGCAAGCUGAGUUGAAUCGCGCCAGAGAGAAACUCAGUGGGGUUGAGGAGAACUUGCAUCAGCUGUUGGGGCCUGUUCCAGCACCAGCACCGCAGGAAUUCAACGAUUCCGGGGCAUUCGACGAUGAUCUGAAGCGCGAGACUGGACUGAAUCAAGAAGAUCAUCGUGUUGGAAAUUUCGCUGGCUUGGAAUCGGGUUUCAAGCGUCCUUUUAAUGCGGUAUUUGCUGCGGUUGGGGGUUCGGAUGAAUAUCGAAAAACCCGAGGAUUUGGAGGUGAUGCGGAACCUCCUUUCAAAAGAAGAGUUCGAGAUGAGGAAGAAGUUGCGGAAAAGAAACCAACUCUUUCCUCAAGUGUCGUUAAAACUGGCAAUGAAGCGCGAACUAGAGAGGAAGCCAUUCGUAAUGGUGAGCGCGAUACACGAACCAAUGCCCGCAAUCGUCGGAUGUUCGGUUGUCUCCUCGGUACCUUGCGUCAGUUUCAACGAGAGGAAACGGAGCUUAAAACGAAAGAAGAGAAACGAGCUCAAGUAGAAAAGAAAGUAGAAGAAAAGAGUAAGCUUGAACGCGAACGAAUGAAUCAAGAGAAGCGAAACUUGAUUUUCGAUCGCCGUAAACAGCAGCAGGAAAUUCGAAGAAUAGAAUUUAAACUUCAUCGGUUGCAAGAGGUGAAAGAAUGGGAGACGCAACAGAAGCUUCUGAGAAAUUUUAUAAAGACUAGCGCCUCGCCACCUCUUUAUUAUCUCCCAAAGAUGAUGUCGGAAGCCACAGAAAAGAUGCUCGAAGCGUCGCGUAAAGAAAUCGAUGACAUGGUAGCGGAGAAACAUAGACGGCUUGAGGAAGAGUUCGAAAAGGUUGAUGCACGAGCCGAAGCUCGUGCGGAGCGAGAGAUGUCGAUGAACAUGCACGCAAGUUGGAGGCGAAGUGCUGGCAAACAAAAUGACGACGCCAUGAAUGAAGAGGAUGGCAUUUUUGCGGACGAUUCUCAUGCCAAGCUUGCCGAGUCUUUGGAUGAGAUCAUGGGCAUACAAGCGCAGGCGAGGAAAGCUGAAGGGAAGCAAAAUGCCAGGACUUCCUCAGAUUUUUCCGUUUCCUUGAAGGAACGAGGAAAUGGAUGUGUACGGACAGAGAAUAGGACCAGAACGUCUGGUGGCGAAUCCAGUGAUUCUGCUGAUGAAGCAGAAGAGCGUCCCAAAGCUUCUGUGAAAGAUGAACCUUUGUUGAAGAUAGAGAAGCAUGAUGAGGAUUACGAGUACGAGGACGGGGAAUUGUAA
This is a messenger RNA of Notodromas monacha, 1464 nucleotides long. The record is from the annotation of a GenBank genome assembly. NCBI's taxonomy places the organism in Eukaryota, Metazoa, Arthropoda, Ostracoda, Podocopida, Cyprididae.